UAAAAGCAACGAGCAGCUUCAUCUAACCAGUGUGUAAUACGGAUCAAGCACGAUGAUUAAGCUACUCCUUAUUUCUUUACUUUGCGUGGCGGUGCUCUUAUCAGAGCAAGCUAAAGCUGAAGCAAAUGGAGGUGGUGGAGGUGAAGGUGGAGCUUCAGGUGGAGCUUCAGGUGGAUUUAGCGGCGGCUUUCAGAUGGGUGCUCAAGGAGGUGGAGGAGCAAAAGGAGGUUCACAUAAUUUAGUGACACGUACACAAAUCAGAGGACAAAGAUUUGCUGCAAAAGCCAUGCCAUCUCCUCCAGAGAGGCCACCUCCUCCACCUGGACCUCCUCAAGAGUGAGAAGGAUAAAGGCGAUAAAGGCAGUAGCUUCUAUUUUAGAAGCGCAUUAUGUUGAUUUCGACCAUUACAAGUAGAUGAAGGUGAUUAGAUUGUACUCAGCACUAUGGCACAUUUUAUUAGAAUAAUUGCACGAUCAAGAAGAACCCCGAUGAUUUGUGAAUAAUAAAAUUUUGCACUGCAGGAA
This is a messenger RNA of Linepithema humile (Argentine ant), 524 nucleotides long. Its product is annotated as protein FAM117B. Lineage: Eukaryota; Metazoa; Arthropoda; Insecta; Hymenoptera; Formicidae. The record is from RefSeq and is a predicted model, not a curated record.